Cucurbita pepo subsp. pepo (vegetable marrow) is the source of this 1357-nucleotide messenger RNA. RefSeq names its product RNA polymerase II transcription elongation factor. Gene Ontology annotation, cellular component: super elongation complex. Gene Ontology annotation, biological process: transcription elongation by RNA polymerase II. Gene Ontology annotation, molecular function: transcription elongation factor activity. The record is from RefSeq and is a predicted model, not a curated record. Lineage: Eukaryota; Viridiplantae; Streptophyta; Magnoliopsida; Cucurbitales; Cucurbitaceae.
CAGUAAUCCACAGAGAGUCACUGCCGCUGGGACCCACCACUCGUAUUUUGUACUUCCACUUUGAUUCGCCCCUUUGCUUUCUCCAGCAAUGGCGAACAACAACAAAGAAGAGCCGAAGACGGCGCCCCAGCCCGAUCGAUGGUAUGAUCUGUCUCUAGGUCCUUCAUUCAACAACGAAUCCUCCAACAAAUUUUGCACUCUCCGAUAUGAAUUUAAACCCGCGUCGAUCGAUAAAACGAAACCGGGAUCGCUGAAGAAGACCAAGGAAAAUAGGGUUACUAUUGAAUUUCAGAACAAUCAAUUGGGGAAACCUAAUGUGGCGUUUGUUGGUAGUAGUGAGGAUUACAAGGAGAAUGAUGCCGUUUUGUUUUUUGACGGCGAGACAUUCCGUUUGGAGCGGCUGCACCGGGCGGUCAAGCAGCUUCGGCACCUUCGUCAGCCGGGCGAAUCUUCUGCCGCUGGCGUGGCCGCCGCCUCGUCCACCUCCGCUUCUGCCCUUCAUUCUUUGACGCCGCCGGAGCCUCGGCUAUCUCCUCCAGCGGCUAAAGUUCCCAAACCUAUGCAUAUGGGCCGAGGCAGCUUUCCGUCGGUGCUAGUAGAGGUGGAAAAGAUAGAUAUUGGAGAGCCAGGAAAUACAGGUGCAAAAUCUGUUGUUGCUAGUAAAGGGCCUGCUGAUUACUCAUCAGAUCCACCAAACGUAUCUGCUCCCUCUCCAGGCCCUAAGAAUGACGAUGAGCAUCAAGAUAUUGAUAUUGAUGAUAUUUUUGGGUCUGUUUCAUCUGAUGAUGAAAAUAAUGCUGAAGAAGAUAAAGUUGACGCUGGAUUCGAUAUAAAUGUUCCACAUCAUAAUGAUACCGACGAUGAGAUUGCUGAUGUGGAUGAUAGCGGCGACGAAGCUGAGAAGGGACCUAAUGCUGCGGAAGCUCUCAGAGCUCAGGUUAAUGCAGAGGGCAGGGAGGGACCUACAGCUGCAGCAGCCCUGAGAGCUCAGGUUAAUGCAGAGGGCAGGGACGAGCAGAGUUCGAGUUCUAGUAGCAGUGAAUCGGGCAGUGGCAGCAGCAGUGGAAGUAGCAGUGGCAGCAGUGACAGUGAAGGAACUGAUGAGGAUUCGGUUACCUCAAUCUGAAGAGAUGAUCUUGAGCUCUGAGAAGCCGUCUCAAUGGAAAUGAAGCUGAUAAGACCGAUCUUAAGACCGACCAAAAUAUGCAAAAAUUGUUCUCACCAUCACUCCUUGUGGUUCAUACUUCAUUCUUUUUAUUGGGGGUUGAUUUCAAUGCUUGGAAAAACUCUUAGAAUAAUUUAAUUGUAACAUACAACUUCAAAUAUAGUGAUUUUUGUUCAUGUGGUUCUAUUUUAC